UGUCAUCAUACUUUUUAUUUUAGAAAAGCUCAUUUCGUUGCAUAUACACUAGAUGUGUAAAAGUAUGUGCCCCCCACCUGUUCCUAAUGACUGAUUUAAAAUCAAACAAUUAUAGGCCAAAUUUAUAUAUUUUAUCAGUACAAUGCUUGUAAGAAUAUCAAAAAUCAAGUGAGGGAAAAUAAAAUCCUAUAAACGCAACUUAUCCGACACGGUGCUUUUCUUACGCUCUCUUUCGGGCAUUUGACUCACGCAUGCGCGUUGCUUUUCUCACGUUCUCUUUCGGGCAUUUGACUCGCGCAUGCGCAGUACGGUGACCUCCAUGGAGUGAUGCGCAUGCGCAGUGCAGAGCGCCGCUUAGCGCUCUGUGUGCCAUAGUAUAUGACUGAGACAGCAAAAAAGAAUAUUUUAAAAAAUCGUACCUCAGAAAAAAAGAUUAAAUAAAAAUAAUAAAAUAAUUCGUCAUCAUCGGAAAGAUCUCAUCCCAGAGGUGUUCAGGGCGUUCCUCACCCCAACACGUUCCUGUCACGUCCCUGUCUCUCUCUGAACUCAUCUCCCGCUGUGCCAAACUGUCAGACAUGUCGGGUCCAGUGCCAAGCCGAGCGCGGGUUUACGCCGAGGUGAACACACACCGGCCCCGGGAGUACUGGGAUUACGAGUCCCAUGUGGUGGAGUGGGGAAUGAUGUUUUACAGAAAUCAGGACGAUUUCCAGCUGGUGCGGAAACUCGGACGUGGAAAAUACAGCGAAGUGUUUGAGGCAGUGAACAUCACCAACAACGAGAAGGUGGUGGUAAAAAUCCUGAAGCCUGUGAAGAAGAAGAAAAUAAAGCGUGAGAUAAAGAUUCUGGAGAACCUGCGUGGAGGUCCAAACAUCAUCUCUCUCGUAGACAUCGUCAAAGAUCCAGUGUCCCGAACUCCUGCAUUGGUGUUUGAACACGUGAACAACACAGACUUUAAGCAAUUAUAUCAGACGUUAACAGACUACGACAUUCGAUUCUACAUGUACGAAAUUCUGAAGGCUCUGGAUUACUGCCACAGUAUGGGGAUUAUGCACCGAGACGUCAAACCACACAACGUCAUGAUCGACCACGAACACAGGAAGUUGCGUCUUAUCGAUUGGGGUCUUGCGGAGUUUUACCACCCGGGGCAGGAGUACAACGUCCGAGUCGCCUCACGCUACUUCAAAGGACCAGAGCUUCUUAUUGACUUUCAGAUGUACGAUUACAGUCUGGACAUGUGGAGUCUUGGCUGCAUGUUGGCAAGCAUGAUCUUCAGGAAGGAGCCUUUCUUCCACGGCCACGACAACUAUGACCAGCUGGUGAGAAUAGCCAAAGUGCUCGGAACUGAAGACCUGUACGAUUACAUCGACAAGUACAACAUCGAGCUGGAACCUCGCUUUAACGACAUCCUGGGAAGACAUUCACGAAAACGAUGGGAGCGCUUCGUACACAGUGAGAAUCAGCACCUGGUGAGUCCAGAGGCUUUGGACUUCCUGGAUAAACUGCUGCGAUACGACCAUCAGGCUCGACUGACAGCACGGGAGGCCAUGGAGCAUCCUUACUUCUACCCUGUAGUAAAGGAUCAGUCUCGCAUGGUGGGUUCCUCUAACGUUCCAGUCCUCAACACUGCAGUGAGCACCGCCAGCCUGAUCACAGGAAUCGCUGCGCUUCCUGCCUCCACAGCUCUGGGUCCUCUGACCGGCUCUCCCGUCCUCUCAGCUGCCACUAACCUCAGCGCUUCCGCCAUCGUGCCUGCCACUGCCGGAGCCACUCAGUGAUGCCCUCUGACCUCACGCUCCAUCCAACCCUGCCCCUUUACCCCUCCCUCCCUUUACCCCCG
This is a messenger RNA of Silurus meridionalis, 1837 nucleotides long. It is a transcript of the gene csnk2a4, whose product is annotated as casein kinase 2, alpha 4 polypeptide. Bases 576 to 1775 code for a protein of 399 amino acids. The record is from RefSeq and is a predicted model, not a curated record. NCBI's taxonomy places the organism in Eukaryota, Metazoa, Chordata, Actinopteri, Siluriformes, Siluridae. Gene Ontology annotation, molecular function: protein serine/threonine kinase activity; ATP binding. The transcript has 14 exons. Gene Ontology annotation, biological process: protein phosphorylation. Gene Ontology annotation, cellular component: nucleus; protein kinase CK2 complex; cytosol.